AAGGGCGUGGCCUUUCAAGGGAAUCCCCUCCGCAUUCCUAGCGUGCCGCCACCCUCGCGCCACCCCUGCGAUCCGACGUAGCAGCGCGAAAAAUCGAGACUGGAGCCCCAGGUCCCGCAUUCUCCGACCCGAUCGGUCUGUGGUGGUCUCAGGGCCCGGAACCGGGCGAAAACGCCUGGCGUGAAAGAACUGCAACGCCGGGAUCUCAGGGACCCCCUUGUGGGCGCCGCCAAGCUUCCCCGAGGACGCCCUCUGGGGCUCUGGGUCCUGCGGAGCCGCCUCCGUGCGCCCCGGAUUCCCGCGCGCCCUCGCGUGCUUGGGCGCGCCGGAGCCGCGGCCCGGGAUCACACGGGCAGCCUCGCUGCCGCGUGGGCGGCAGGGCCUGCAGCCAGAGGUGCGGAAGCAGCAGCCGCCCACCGAGAGAAGGCUGAGCUACGUCCAUCGCCGGAGAACAUGCAGCGGCGCAAGCAUGAACGGAAUUUCGGGGGCCCGCGUGGAUUUCGUGGGCCGGCGCCGGGCGCUUCCAGUCUUGCAGCGUGCAUGGGAAGGGGAGGGAUCGAGUAGGCUCGUCCGAUACGGAACUGGCCAGCCUGCAGGUGCCCCACGGAAAGUUCUUAACCCCAAGUGGUUCCUGUGACCCACAUGAGUAUUUGAGCACCUCAGGGAGUUCAAGCUCUGACGUCGAAUGUUCCCUUAGAUAUCUCAUGGACGGGCGUCCAGCGCCGAACCACCCAGAAGUCCGCGAGGACCUCUGGCAGUUCAUGCUUGUAAACCUGUCUGAUCUUCCACAUCAGUCGACCGUUGAGAUCGAGAAGACCCUUUCGGAAUUACCCAGCACUCCAGACUCGAUCUCGUACCUGGAGUUCCGUACCCUCCUGAUCAUGUUCGAGACUGGCGAUAUCAACCCAACACCCCCGUGCGUGACCAAAUUCUUCGACGAGAGGCCGACUGACAUUGUCGACGGAUUGGCUCGCUACCUUUACUUGACUACCUACUUCUUUUGUAUAUUUAUGAUGGCCCCGACCAUAUCGACGUACCCAAGUAACGCCGACCAGUGAUCUUCGGUGCAGACGGGUACUCAGUGUUCCGCCGCCAGUGCUUUUUCGUUCCUCCACAGAUCGAUCCCGCCAGUCCCAAGGAACCACGCUCGAAGAGUGCUUAGGGCGGCGUGGAGGGGGCUAAUUACGUGACGGCCACAUCGAGAUUUUUAUACGUCUGCGUUUGACAGUUAUCCCGAAAAUGAGUGCCUUGCGCAUGGCCUUAACACCUGUGUCUGCGCCCCUAGCGACGCCAC
This is a messenger RNA of Prorocentrum cordatum, 1294 nucleotides long. The record is from the annotation of a GenBank genome assembly. Lineage: Eukaryota; Dinophyceae; Prorocentrales; Prorocentraceae.